ACAAUUUCAAUAAGUUUGACGUAUUUUUUUAACAUCUAUUUUUUUUUUCUCUUAUCGCAGUGAAACAUGUACGCGACUGUUAACGUCGCGUUGCUGCGCAUGCAGUGCGAUUUGUUCCUUCGUCUGAAAACUCUGCGACCUAGUCUGGCGCACUGUCAUACGCAUUAACUAUCACGUCGACGCGUUUACGAAACUCGAUUAAUUUCUGUUCUACAUUGAAUUUGACGUCGCAGUCGCAGUACAUGUGGCAAGGGUGACAUGAGUGUUUACGUCGAUUAACAAAAGCAGUAUAUUGGUUUCGAACGUUCUUGUCAUUAUUUUUACAUAUAUAUGCGAUGUAAAUACGUAGAUCAUAUUAUUAGCUAUAGCGAAGCGUUAUUUCAUCUCAAGUUUCACGUUGAGUCACUUUAAAAUGCAUUACUGAGGAAAAGAAUGAUGCAGAAAAGGAUAUCUUGAUAGAAGAAAAAAAUCAAUUUAUUUUCUAGGUAGUUGGUUUUUUUUUCAAUUUUUGUCAACCUGGCAAAGAUGGAAGAGGAAGAGGAAUAUUUUCAGCCAAUCCUGAGUUCCCAGGAGGAAGACAAUUUUCAGAGGUUAAACACUGUGCCAAUUGUAUCGAUUCCAUUUUUGCUCGGAGUUUCUUUGGAAAUCACUGGAAUUGUGUUCGUCUCUGUUUGGCCAGAGGAGCAGAACAAGUGUGACACAUAUUUUAUAUACUUAUACCUUCACUGUGCCUAUUGGCUGAUAGUCAUGGUGACAGACCACAUUGUCAAGGCGAGGCAUCAUAAGUUGCGUAUCGAUGGCUACCUAGAUUUCUAUCAAAUGACAUAUCGACUCAUAAGGACGCCACUUUUUAUUACAUCGUUAUGGAACACGUGUUACUUACUCUUAGCUGUGAUCCUGCAUCACACGCACAAAGUUGACUAUGAGCGAUACUGCAAAGCAUCAGAAUGGUUUACACCACUCAAUUACAUUUUUCUCUUGACUAAUGUGGAACUUGUGAUAAUUUUGCCAGCUUACAUUAACUAUAUCAAAAGAGUUAUGAGAUUCAAUCGAUUGCGUCCACCCCCCGACGUCCUUCGCGACGAAUGGAUGUCGCCCUUUAUAGAAGAUUCCUAUGCCGGAAUGGGGGAAGUCGGUUACCGUCAAAGGGGAAUGGAUUUGCAGGAACUGUUGGAAAAGCAGGCAGACUUGAUAAGAUAUCUGAGGGAUCACAAUGUAAAACUAAGUCAUAGAAUAAUGGAAUUAGCGUCUCAACGUACAGCGACGGCAGUGACGGAAUCGUAAAAUAAUAAAAAUUGUGAUCAUAUAUCUCUCUCACGAUUGACAUUGUAAUUUAGAAUCAUGACACUGGCGAUCAAAGUUUUGCCUAACAAUUUAAUUCUUUGAUUCUUGAUACAUAAUGAUAUUUUUUAUUCAAUGAUAAAGUGAUUUAACGAAUAUAUGUAUCUGAUGCAAUCAAAAAUUAACGCAUAAAAGCCACAAAAUUAUGAGAAAAAUAUAUGCGUUACUUUUGAUUUAUAUCUCGUACAUCUAUUUGUAUUUCAAAAAAUCUAAUAUUUUUAUUGCAUGAGUUGCUAAAAAAUUAUACUUCGUAUUGUCGCGUUGUCUUGCAUAUUUCGCGAUCUAUUUCGGUCUAAUUAGUCACAAGUUGUUUUACAUCAUAUUUUACAAACGUAUCUUUAUCUAUCAUAUUAUUAUGUGAAAUGAAUUGCUUUUACCUCUUUAACGUAUUUUUUAAGUAUUAUAAUUGUAUAUCUAGUUCUAAAUACUAUUGCAAAUAAUAGAUUUGAGUUAUCAAUGCAACAGGCAUCCCUACUGUUAUUGUAUAAUAUAUUGUUUACAUAGCUGUAGUUAAUUGGCAAAGUAUUUCUUUCAAAUGUGAUUGCAUUUGUGAACACAUCACAAAGUUCGGCCUGUUUGAGAAAAGGAUAAAAUAUGGUUGAUGCAAGAAAGAGAAUGCAAAUACAUGUCCAUUGUCAACUCAAUAAAAUAUAUGUAUAUUUUUUCCAGUA
This is a messenger RNA of Linepithema humile (Argentine ant), 2012 nucleotides long. Its product is annotated as transmembrane protein 192. Gene Ontology annotation, cellular component: lysosomal membrane; late endosome. The record is from RefSeq and is a predicted model, not a curated record. NCBI's taxonomy places the organism in Eukaryota, Metazoa, Arthropoda, Insecta, Hymenoptera, Formicidae.